AUGUCGUCCGAGGCCGCAGCGACGAUGGCAGACCCGUCAGGAAGAGAAGGGGAUGGCCAAGAGGGCGGCGGCGGCACCCUGGCGGCGGUUCCUCUGGGGAAGGAUGGUCUUCCGCUCCUCACGCACGAGGGAGAGGGGGAGGAGGAGGAAUCGGACGAGGACGAUUUGUGGGACGUCGACGGGGACAUGACGGCGGAACAGGUCACAGCCGCGCUCGCGGAGGAGAAACGUAGAAAGAAGGCCAAAGCCAAGGCUGCGAAGGAAAAGGCUGCCCACGACCUCUGCUUGUCAAAUCUUCGAGGCGACAGCAGGCUAGCCUGGAAGGAAGACAUUGCUGCCAGGAAAGCGGCAAGAGAUCCACGGAGACGGUUUGCGAGAAUGAAGAACACGGUAAAAGCAUUCGCGGCACAUGAAUGGCAACUCGUCAAGCAUGACAUCGAAGAGUUCGUCACACCGGUGUGGGUCAACCAGGAGAGACAAAGGGCGGAAUACCUCGGUCGAGUCGCGCGCGCCGAGCGCAGGAUGGGGCGGAUUUAUGCCGACCUGGCAUCAGUGCGAGCAAAACAAAAGAAGGCAAAGAAAGCGGAGGCUAUGUCAUGGAAGAAACGAAAGCAGGAGAUAAAGGAUCUCCAGGUCAAGGAUAGGUUUCUCGGCACUCUCGUUGAGACGGACGUCACUGAAAAGAGGGAGCAGAAACUGGCCCAUUUCAAGCAAAGGGUGCAGCUCGAAAUCAAGGAUCGUAAGGAGAAGGAGGAGGAGCGCCUGGCCGCACACAAGAAGAAGCGCUCCGAUGAAAAAUAUGCUCGACGUGCAACACUUCUGAGCUUUUGGGGAAAGGCUCAGCAUGAACUGAGAGACGAAGCCCAUGCCCGAAGCGUGGCACGUGAAAAAACUGUCCAAGACCAGGUACGGGGGGCUGCCGAUGCCCUACGUUCCGAAGACGCUCUUCGCAAAACGGCACGGCAUGAGGACCAGACUGCGGGACCUUGGGGCUUCGAAAAGGUACGAACAGAUCACGACGAGGGCGCUACUGACGGGGAAUCGAAGACGAGAACGGCAUUUCAAGCAUCAGGACCUGUAGGCGGUGGUGUUGGAGUAGUAGAUAGCGGGGGGGAAGGGGAGGGGGGUGCUGAGGGUGUCGAUGGUGGAGAUUACAGCGGGGAGAGCAGAAGGAGGCCGGUCCUUCGGCAAGGAAUGGCAGGAGUGCGAGACGGAAUGGGCUUGUUCGAACUCAGCGAUGGGGACAGGCAAGUCCACGGCCGUAACAAGAAAGGAAAGAUCGACGGCUUGGACGACUCAGAAGUGGAGCUGUUUCAGCCGCUUCAGCAUGCGGCCCAUGAAGAGAGGUGGACAAAACUAAGCGAACUGGAGGCUGAAGCAGGGCGUACGGAGGCCUUGUACACUGCCGUGACUGAGGAGGGUAGAGUAGCCGAGGAGGAGAGCUCGUCCCUCACGGCCGUGAGGGCGAGGCUUGAGCGGGAAAUGACCCAGAUAGACGAAGAGCACUCGGCGAUGUUGUUGGUUCAGCGCCUGGCCAACAGAGACCUGACGUCGGCGGAGGUAGAGGCCAUGCAUCUGAGAAAAACGAGAAGAGCAAGUAUCAGGAACAAUCUGAGGGAAGCUCACGAGAGGUACAUCAAGUCCGCUGCAACGCGCAAAGCCACGGAAGCACAGGGGUUGAAACUGGCUCGACAGCUGGCGGUGAUCAGAGAGCGCGCCAGGACCUGCCGUGAAGCUCUUGAGGUGGUCUCGGAGAACCGAGGACGCGGCUCGCUACCGGUUAUCGUGGGCCGGUCCCUUCCUCGUGCCAUUGCAGCGGCAAAAUUAGGUGUGGAUGCAGCCGGCAUCCGUGGACCAGCCUUCGAGAUGCCGACCACGGCAGGCGGCAGCUUCGGGGCCGAAACGACAUCCGACGAAAUCGGCAGCAGUUCUGUGACAGCAAAAAAGAAGCGAGGUGCUCAGGAAGGGCCAGGCGGGGAGAGCCGUGGGGUGACGUUCGAGGACAUGGUCGCGGGAAACCCUCGGCGUGCGAUGGAAGAGCUAAGCCUGAGGGCUAAGCUUGAGGUGGUGAGGGGGGAAGUGGAUGCGACUUUGAAGAUGCACGCCACCAUGGCGAAGGGCGAACGGAAAUCCUGGCUCAAGCAGAUUCAGUUGCAGAACGAGGAGAACGCCUAUGAGGCUUUUCUGACUCGGCUAGCUCGAGCGACGGAGCGGCUAAAACUAGUGGACGGGGAGAAUGCCCGAGAGUCGCUCUCUACUGCAAUCCAACUCUUCAGCGCUGGCGGGGCAAAGGCACUACUGGAACCGCCCGUUAUCAAACACGAGGGCCUUGUACCAUGGUGGCGCUACCGCGACAAGAAGGAGUCCGUUGGGAUUGAAUCCUGGCGUCCACCCGACAUAGAAGACGCGCCGCCACGGUCAGCUAAGGAUGAAGAGUUGCUUCGCGAAAGUCGAGCAAUGGUAUCACCGCAGUCAUCAGGAAUGGAUAACGGCGGCGAUGGUAAUAAGAAGGAGGGGCAAGUAGAGGACAUCGGAGGGGAUGGUGCGGGCGAGGAGGGCCGCGACAGGGCCGCAGCAGUGGACAACCGAGAUGAAGCCAGUGGAAUUAGCCUUGGGCCUGUGGCUCAUGGCCAUCUCGUUGGGGUCAUGCCAAUGCCCAUCAAUGGUCUCUGGACCGUACGGUUCGCUGUCACGAGGCGAAUGCCGGAAGACACCGCCGGCGAGCCCGUGUUCCUCCCGCGAAGUGAUGGCGACCAUGGCGCUGGCGGUGACGGGAACAAUGCCGAGGAGUUUACUCAUGACUCCACCGACUGGGUUUCUGUUAAGAUGGGGCCGAACAUCGCGACCCUUCACCAUGUGGCCGACGUUAAGAACGUGGUCAACGAGGACUUGGGAGAGGUUCGGUACGAGAUGAGCCACCACUUCCGCGGCUCUACUCUGGCCUACCGCUUCGAUUUCUCGUCAUCAUGCCUCUUGCCUGAGGCUCACAUGUCGGUGGAGCCCGGGAUUUUCGCAACGUUCGAGAUGGCGCCGCUUGAGUGGGUAGGCAAUCGUGCGAUCAGCUCGUACGUGAAAGAAGUGCGGCUGGAUCUGAAGAGCGCCGAGGCGUCCACUGUCCGUCUCCUGGAGGACAUGAUAAUGGCGGAGACAGCAGAGGGCGAUAUCUGGGACUCGAGCGUUUUGCACGCCACCCUCCAGCGCUAUCCCCGCAAGGAGUAUUGUCGCCUCGUGAGGGAAACCCUUGAGGCGAUGCGCAUCAGGGAAGCGCAGUCCAAGCGCGACCAAGCGCGCCUCGAUGACAUCUAUGCUAAGAUGGUUGGUGGCGAUGUCCGUGGCAACAAAACGAUAAGAGCACACGGAGCUACGGCUAGCUCAGCGAAAGGGCACAAAGCGUUGGACGCCGCUGAGGUGGAGAAGCAAAUUCAUCGUCUUCCCCCGGACGAGAGAAGGCUGAUACGGUCUAUGAAAAGCAAAGAUGGUUAUCUCAAGCGCAAGCGGGAUGCACAGCAACACCGCAUCGCAGAAGCGGAGGCGAUGGUCGGCAGGAAGAUAGAGAUUUUCGACGGCGCGGCCAACGUUUGGCGAACGGUUGUCAUAGCCUCGGUCUGCGUCCGCUGGGUGGAUCUUGGCACGAAGCUGGUGCUGAGACACGUCGUUCGUGUUCUCGGCGCCGAAGAAGACGAGCCUGACAACAACAGAACCGAAAGCGAAAACGAAACUCGAGGACAAGGAAACAAUCAGGUGGAGGGGCGCCGAAAAAGUGAUGGUGGUGACGGUGAUCGUAAGGGAGAAGGCGGGAGUAGAGGGGGCGGUCGCGACAACAGUGUGGCGCCGAGAUCGAGGGCGGCGACCGCGGAGGUAGAUCUGAACGAGGUGCGCUGGGCGGAGUACACCGGCAGACCGAAGGAACGAAAGCCGAGCAGAUCCAACGCCGCAAAGCUAGCAGAAUUCAAAGUCUCCGGCAGCGAUGCCGUGUUACAAAAGACGGAGAAGGCCCUGUUAGCGCUACAACACGAGCUGGGCGAAGAGGUUCAGGCGUUGAAGAAGCGGAGAGACAUCGAAGACACAGCCGUCAGCAUGGCGAAAGACGUUGAAACGAGCAAGGUUAAGGUGCACAGUACAGCCGAGGCCACAAUCCUGUCAAGAUCCCAAAAAAAAAACAAGGCAGAAAUUCAGACCCUAGCGAGGUCGCUGCGGAAUGACUGGAAGCUCGGGAUUGGCGCACCACCGUCCGGGAAGCGAGCGACGGCAGGAGUGGCGCUGUCCGAGGCUAGGAGAAAGUGGGUGAAUGAUCAAAUCGCCACUGCGGUCGGCCGGUCGGAGCAACAGUUCAAGUUCCUCGCGGCCGAGACGGCAGCGAGGAGGCGCAAAGAGGACGAACGGCUGCAGAGCGUGUUUCGAGAGAAGACGGUGGCGUUGGAGACUGCGCGUGACGCCGAGCUGGCUAGGCUGAAACGUCUGGCGAAGAUCGAGAGGGACCGGCUCAUCAAGGAAGAACUCAGUAUUCCCAACUUUGGCAGAGCGCUGCAAGCGAACAUCGGGUGUUCGCACACCCGCACCAAGGCGUGGGGCGACAAAUAUGGAUCGGGUCUGCGAUGCCGCGACUGCGGGAUGGAGGCGACCAGAAUGCACAAGGACGUUCGGCAAGCCAAGGGGAUCGGAUUCGGGGAGGAUCCGGCCCUUGUGGAAGCAGUGGAGCGACAUCGUGCCAACGAAGGCGGGUUUCGGUUCGAGACAUCUGCUCAACUCAAGGCGGUGGAGGACGAGCGCAUUCGUCUGGAGAAGGAACGACGAGUAUGCUUUGCGGAGUACGACCACAUGUUCUACGACCUUGACGACCCGGAGAUGAUGUACGAGCUAGACAGGAGGCACCGCCACUGGCUCAAGGAGAAGGGCGUCAUCCGGCAGGGAGUGUUGUGGAGGAAGGAGGAACUGCUCGAGUGGUUCGACAAUCGCGUCGCAGAGGGGGACACGGAGGCUACGGAGAUGAAGGGAGUCAUGAUCGCGUGGUACGACAACGCUACGAGGAAGGAAGCUGACCGGCGGCAUCGCCAUUGGCAGGACGUGCUCGAGGAGGUCAAGAGGGACCUCACCUACGCGGAAAUGAGACUGGCGGGGCAGGGCUUUUUGGUGGCAACCGCAAACGCCAAGCUGAGGGACGCCACUGACCAACUGCGGGACGUGCUCCUCCACAGGCUGAGGAGCGAGGCCAGGAUCGAAGCGAUGGAGAAACGCCUCGCGGUAGUGAAAGAAAACCGUCACAAGUACGCCGAAGAUCAUGCUCGGCUGACGCACGAGAUAGAACUUUUCUACUACACCAAGAGGGACAGCCAGGUGGUGACACCCAUCGGCUGGGCCACCGUGAACAGCUACCGCGAGGAGGACCAGAUGCUCAUCGUCACGCUCCCAUUCUGCCGGCCGUCGGCACGAAUGUGGAUCCCUGUCGAGAAGGUGUGGCAAAUGGAUCGCGCCGGACAGCAAGCGGAGAGCGUAGGUAUGGAGGCCGAGGACAUUCAUUGCCGCCUGCUCUACCGUACUGAGCGGGUCACCAUGACUCGCGAGCGCGGGAAUGUGCUCACCGAGGAACUAAAGACCCGGGAGAUGAUGCGUGAGGAGGCCGAGAUCGCAGACGAGAAACGCCUCGCCGCGAAGAUGGUCGCUCAGGCUAAAGUCACUGGGCCCCGGCUGGCGACAAUGAGCGCCAUCUCAGAACAUCGGAACCGAUGGGUCGCCUACAAGGUGCAAAAGGCCGUCGAGCAGAGAGAGAAGGACAUCGCAAAGUGGAACGCGAAGACCAAGGGCGGCGACGACGAAGACUCCCUCGAGUCCAACCCAAAGCCUCGCAAGAUGCUCGAGCUUCGUGCCAAGGACCGAGCAGAAGCGACCAUUCUGGAUCACAUUAUCGGGACGUAUUUGUCGGAGUUUGUCAAGGACGUUGCACAGGAGACUCUGAGGGCUGGUCUGCAAGCGAAAAGAAGGGCGGAAGAUGAGACGGGGCUUGUGUUUCCGGACCCGAGCCACAUGCAGUAUGGCGUGUACAGUACAUUCCGCUCGUGGUGGGUGGGCCGUAAGGAAGAGCUGGAACGCAGCGUGGAAAAAUGGAGCAUUGUCAUAGCAAAGAAUCGCGAGAAGUGGGAGAGGGAGCACGCCAGAGUGACAGAGGCGCAACAAAGCUUGCUAGAGCGCGGUCUAAAGGAGGAAGCCAGGUCAAGGAUAGCAAAGACGUGCGCCGAGAUGGCCAAGGAGGAAAGGGCAACGAAGGCCUUCAACUCCUGGGAGCUGGUCAUGAUGCUGCGAGAGAAGAGAAGGAUGAUGGACGAAGAGAUGGAGACCAGGCGGUAUAUGAGAGCAUUGGAGAUGCAAAGACGAGAAGAGGAGCGGCAGAGCAAGCUCAAGACGGCGGCGGAGGCGAAGGAAGAGCGGCAGAGGAAAUGGCUCACCAUGACGGAGGAGGAAAAAGAAGUGUUUGUUGAGGAAGAGAAGGUCGCCAAGAAGCAAGAGUGGAUCAAGAAGCAGGCGGUGUUGCUGGGACUUGCGCCUGCCGACGAUGGAGACGGCGCUGAGGGUGGUAUCGGCGACGACAAAACCUACGCGUCCGCCGCAAGCAGUCGCGAGAGAAGGCGGCUGUCGAUCAAGGCGGCCAAAGUCCGCAGGAGGAAGCAGGAGAUUGAGAUCACGGCCAUGGAAGCCGAGGACGAGCGCAGCAAGCUUGAGAACCGGGCUUACCGGGAGAUGCUUGAGGUGAGGCUUCAGCGGCAGAUCGAGAUGGCUAGGAGGGCAGCGGCUAUGAAGCGCCAGAUGGCCGCCGAGGUUUCUGCCGCCGGAGGUGGCCAAGCUGCAGCGUCGAUCGUAAACUCAAUGGACAGUGGUAGCGGCGGCGGCGGCGGCAGCGGGGGCGGGGGCGGGGGCGAUGGAGAUGGGGACGGAAGCAAAAUAGAAGCCGGCAGCAUAGGCGUCGGAGGAGAGGAAGGGGGCGGCUUUCUUGGUGGUGGCGGCAGCGAAGACACCGGCGGUAGUUUCAACUUGUUCGAUGACGACUACGCUAGCAGCUCUGAGUCGGAGCUCGGGGAGGAAGAUCGAGCUUUCGCCGAGGACAUGGGACUGCCGACGGGCGACGUCGACCUCGAAGACUCAGACCACUCUUCGGAUGAUGAAGAGGGCGGAGGAAAGGCGGCGAAGAAAGCGGCCAAGGCCAAGGCGGAUGCGGCCGCCGCCGCUGCAGCUAAAGCUGCGGAGACCAACUGGCUAGGCGGAGGGGGUGGCCGUUGGGGAGGUGGCGGGGGCGGCGGCAACAAGCAGGCGAAAGAGGCUGAAGAGGAAACCGCCAACAACGGUAACGAACCCACCAAUAAUGUUGAGGCUGUUACGCCUCCUGGGUCUCCGGCUGCAGAGUUAGGUAUUGGUGGUGUGGAAGGGGGGGAAGACGGGAGAAGUCCUGUGGUCGCCCCGCUAGAGGAGGAGGGGGCGGCGCCCCUGGCAGAGAGGGCAGGGUCGGUGAUGCUGGCACGAAACGGAGUACAGAAUGGAAAGGAGCACGACAAGAACCACGACGGAAAAGGAGAAAUUGGCGGGACGUUCGGACGUGCUGCAUCUCCCGCCGUCUGUUCCCGCCCUUCAACCCCUUCCACAAACGAGAACUCGAUGGACGAAUGGGACGACGCCGAGGACAGGGGCGAGGGCAACAUUGACAGUCGUGGUAGGCCAAUAACGGCAGGGGAGCGAGCGAAAGACAAGCGCCGACGCGGCAAUGGCCAAGGUGGGAAGGAUUUCGGCAACGAAAGGGCUUCUUCAGCCCCUCCUCUUCGCCUUCCAGGUAGCCGCGAAGGAAAUAGUAGGGGCGGUCGCGGUAAUGGAGGCCGCAAUGCGGCAGAAGGGGCGAGGGGGGGUCUCGGGGGGCGACGGCGUAUGCUAUCUGACGACGAGGAGGACAGCACAAGCACGGAGGAAGAGACCAGCAGCGACGAGGAUCGUGGCGGGCACGGGCGACAUGUGGCGACCAGGAAACGAAAGCCGGUCGAUGGCGGCAGUGCUACCAAGAAAAAAAAGGCCAAGAAGAAUGGCAAGAAGACAGCAGUUGCUGCAACCCUGGCUUUGGCGGAGGCGGAAUCUCUCGAGGAAGAGAACCCGGAACUAGCACAAAUGGUCCAGCAGAAAAAGGUGAUCGACCGGCGCAUGAAGCACAGGCUCGGAAGACAGAGACAGCGCGUGAUCAAGCGGCUGCGCAGGGCGAAGGAAGUUCGCGAGGCUGAGGACAAGAAAAUUGCCAUGAGGCUAGAGCAGGCGAAUCAGAUGGCCCAGCUUGCAGACGCCAAGGCGGAAUUGGCGUGGCUUGAUGCGGAAGGAGAGUCGAGGAGGCUGGAAAAGCGGCUUGUCGGGGAGAGGGAGGGGCUGCGAAAACUUCGGUUAUUCUGUCAGACCAAGGCUCGGGAAGAGAUCGCUUGCAAAGAGGAAUCGGUGUUGAGAACAAACGAGGCGAGAAAGCGGCAGGCCGCGCGCGACGAUGCCUUUACAUGGCACGCCAGGUGCAAGGAGCAGGAGCACCGCACCUUGAAGUGGAAAAUCAGAGUACUGAAGGACACAAAGUUCUUCAACGGGAGGGUCAUCACCGGCCAGUACCAAAGGGCCGAGCUCAUCGGGGCAGAACGGCGCAUGAUGAAGAUCCACGACCGACUGGUGAGAACGUCACAAGAGAUAACCAAGAAGGAGACGUUGGUGUCCAACCUGUGGAAGAAACAGCGGAGGCGCGAGCUUAUCUAUCUCAGGCGGUCGGAGCUGGGAAAAAGAAUAUUUGGGAAGUCGCAGAAGAAGUAUCUCCGGAAGGUGUUCGAAGCUUGGACAGGCUUCCACAUGUGGCUGCGAAGCAUGCGAGAGGCCUUCCAGCUAAAGUACGGCGUCCUCAAGCAGGAAUUGGACCUGAACCGUGUGUACGAGGAGAUCGACGCCGGAUCGCAGCGGUCGCGAAACACACGACCCCUCUGCGAGAAGACUGGAGCCCUCCCAGUGACGAGAAAGAGCCUGUUUCAUCGUUUCAAGGAGCGUCCGAUUCGAUGUCGGAACUGCAAGGAGCUUUACCUUGAGGCUCAGAACCACGACCUUUGCUGCGCCUACCACCCGGGGGAGUACAAAAGGGCUUGCCCUCGCAGCUGUCCUGGGCUCACGGAAAAGUGCAUGAGCCACAGGGUGAUGCGGUGGACAUGCUGCGACAAGAACGAUCCAGGAUCAUGGGGGUCAUCCGGGUGUAAGACUCGCUGCCAUUUCCCGCCGUUCGAUGGCCACCCGAAAUUCGUCGAUAUUGUUCGAAAGGGAGCUGGCGAAGAUAGAGGGGCGCUCGCUGCGUUGGACAGGGAACUUCACGAACUUAGCUCGAUGGACAUGCGACAAGCGGCGUUGCAGAUGAAGCAGCAGCAGCUGGCAGACAUCGCUGGCGAGCUUCAAAAAGAACGGGACAUCGUAGCGCGCUACAAAGACAUCAAAUUUGUAUGA
Messenger RNA from Ectocarpus siliculosus, 9483 nucleotides. The record is from the annotation of a GenBank genome assembly. NCBI's taxonomy places the organism in Eukaryota, Phaeophyceae, Ectocarpales, Ectocarpaceae.